Molecule: messenger RNA, 3177 nt
Organism: Eleginops maclovinus (Patagonian blennie)
Lineage: Eukaryota; Metazoa; Chordata; Actinopteri; Perciformes; Eleginopidae
Gene: ryk
Product: receptor like tyrosine kinase
Exons: 16
Coding region: 403-2337 (644 amino acids)
Biological process (GO): protein phosphorylation; positive regulation of kinase activity; cell surface receptor protein tyrosine kinase signaling pathway
Cellular component (GO): signaling receptor complex; plasma membrane
Molecular function (GO): ATP binding; protein kinase activity
Source: RefSeq, a predicted model, not a curated record
CUCCCUAUCUCAGUGAAAACUGAGAUAGGAAGAAAAAGCAACGGGAGGAAAGACCAUGGAGGGAGAGUGGAUGUGUUAGUUACUUUGAGAAACUUUCUCCUUCUUGAGUUUUCUGCGCAAGUCAAAGCACCUCAAUGUGGCAACUUCUGGUGUGUAUUUAUGUUCUGGGAAAACGCCGUAAACCUUAACAUUCAAACAUACACGGACAAUCUGGCCGCGCACUGUUAGCACAACCCGACCAAAGUUAGCCUGCUCCGGCUAACUUAGCCUGUCUCAGCUAACUUAGCCCGUCUCAGCUAGCAGGAGAGGACACAAAAGGCGAGUGGAAACAGUGAGGUGAAAGUGGCGCCGCGGCGUCAGGGAUCUAGUAAUGCUGCGGCUCGGGAUUAAUUUCAGAUACGGAUGAGAAACAAACCGAGAACUACUGCGAGCCAGACGACCACUGCUAUGCUGGGCUGGAUUCACGGCUCUGGCAGCCCGCCGGAGUCCCGAGGGUGGCCACACUCGGUGCUGUGGAGGCUCGGGGGCUUCUUCUUCCUCCUGCUGCUGGAGGGGGCCGGCUGCCUGGCCAGCCCGAGCGCUUCCUCCGGCGUCAACAACAACAACAACAACAGCCCGAGUGUUAACAUUUACAUGAGUGUUGAGGAGGUGAAGAAGCUUUUGGGCCUGGAUGCAGAGCUGUACUAUGUGCGAGAUGACGUGGUGAAUCAUUAUGCACUCUCCUUCACCCUGCCUGUGCCCAGUGAGACGAACAGCCUGCACUUCUCAUGGCAUUCCAAGACAAAUGUCGACUACCGGCUUGGCUUCCAUAUGGACAACGAUGCGGCCAUGGAUCCCCCACGCAGCAACAUCUCUCUUCAGGGGGAGGUGCCCCACGUUCCCUCUGUCUUUAGAGUGGACCUCUUCUGUUCAGGCAAGGUGGAUGGAGAGGCCGUGCUAACGGUGCAGCUCAAUCUGACCACACAUGCCAACAACUACACAGUGCUCAACUUCAAGAGGAGGAAAAUGUGCUAUAAGAGAAUAGAUUCCGACCCAAAGAUUCCUCUCAGCAAUAAAACUCAUCCACAGACUGAGUUAGAUGGUGAGACCGCCCCCACCACCUCCACCCAGGUGUUCUACAUCAGUGUGAGCGUCUGCUGCAUUGUGAUCUUCCUGGUGGCCAUCAUCCUGGCCAUCCUGCACCUACACAGCAUGAAGAGGGUGGAGAUGGAGGACAGUGUGAGUGACAGUGGGAGCUCGCAGGGUCUGUCUCAGCCGUCCACACAGACAACCCAGUACCUGAGGGCGGACACCCCCAACAACGCAGCACCAGUCACCAACAAUCACCCUGGUUCUGCACCCAUUCUCCAGCUUGCUGCCUCCUCCUUCCAAAACCCCGGUGCACCCCCUCAUGAAACCAAAAGUUACCCAUCGCUCCGCAUCGAGAAGAAUGACCUGAGGAGUGUUACUCUAAUGGAGGCCAAAGCUAAAGUGAAAGACAUCGCCAUCUCAAGGGAGAGAGUCACGUUACGAGACGUGUUGCACGAAGGCACGUUUGGCCGCAUAUUCCACGGCGUGCUGCUGGAUGAAAAGGACUCCAGUAAAGAGAAGGAGGUCUUUGUAAAGACAGUGAAAGAUCACGCCUCUGAAGUGCAGGUGACCAUGAUGUUGACUGAAAGUUGCAAGCUCCGUGGACUUCAUCAUCGAAACCUGCUGCCGAUAAGCCAGGUGUGCACGGAGGACGGAGAGAAGCCCAUGGUGCUGCUGCCCUUCAUGGCCUGGGGGAAUCUCAAGCUGUUCCUGCGCCAAUGCAAGCUAGCUGAGGCUAACAACCCACAGGCGAUCUCUCAACAGGACCUGGUUUACAUGGCCAUCCAGAUUGCAUGUGGGAUGAGUUACCUCUCCCGCAGGGAGGUCAUCCACAAAGACCUCGCUGCCAGGAACUGUGUCAUUGACGACAACAUGCAGGUGAAGAUAACAGACAAUGCUCUCGCCCGAGACCUAUUUCCCAUGGAUUACCACUGUCUCGGGGACAAUGAGAACCGGCCGGUGCGCUGGAUGGCCCUGGAGAGCCUGCUCAACAACGACUUCUCCAGCGCCAGUGAUGUUUGGGCCUUUGGAGUGACUUUGUGGGAGCUGAUGACUCUGGGUCAGACCCCGUACGUGGACAUCGACCCCUUCGAGAUGUCCGCCUACCUUAAGGACGGCUACAGAAUAGCACAGCCCAUCAACUGUCCAGAUGAACUGUUCGCAGUGAUGGCCUGCUGCUGGGCCCUGGAUCCAGAGGAGAGGCCUAAGUUCCAGCAGCUGGUUCAGUGUCUCACAGAGUUCCAUGCAGCAUUGGGCGCUUACGUGUAAAACACUCUUCCUUUUUUUGUUUACCAAGAACAGGAGCACUAUUCAUAAGGAAUACAUGGAAUAUAAAAUGUGCCUUAUAAGAUGUUUUCUUGGCCAUGUCUCCUUGAAAUUGUCAGAUGUUGUGUGCUUUGUAACGUCUAGAAGUGAUGGCUACAUGGUGCUCUUUACCUGCAUUCCCGGACAUUUACGUGCCAUCGGACCGAUUACUUUUAUAGAACAAUUUACGCCUCGAACAACCUGGUUUUAAAGACAGUAUUUUCUACAGUUUUGUAUUUUAGUGAGAAAGUGUAGCUGUGUUGUGUAUACACUUAAAGCUCUGUAUGCUUUGGAGAGCUUUGGUACGAGGAGCCUCUCUGAGGACAGGAUUUCUUCUUGAAGGUACACUUCCUCCGGAUCACACUAAAGACUUUUUCCUCGUGGAUGAGAUGGAUGGACGCUACAGCUUUUUCUAAAUCAGCAUUGCAAAGCUACAUAUAUGACCUUGAUUUUCUUUUAUAAAUCUAAGUGAAUUUUGAACAUUUUUAUUCUUUUGUCACCACCUUCUUCCUCUUUUGUACAUUUUCUUUCUAUCUGGACCUCCAAACUGAAUCAUCACAACUUGUCUAUUUUAUAAGCUUGACUGUUCUGCGUCAGAACAAAACCCUUCACAGGAUUCUUUUGACUGAUUUUAUUUUCUAAUAAUCACUGUGAACACAAACUGCCACCAGCUCGGCCUGAUCCUAUUCUUCCACCUUUAACAUCUUUGUGAUGUGUCUCUAUGGUCACUGCAUGUUGGAUUAAGGUUUUAAAGUGCUUCCCGAUUUCAUAUCCACAAAAUAAAUGGGAUUUUAAAAUAUAAAA